AUGGCGGCUGCUCAGGCGACCGUCUCGCAUAUCACCAACCGUGACACAACAACAGACACCACCCCCACCUUUACCGACUGCAGCGAUGAGGAUCAGGAAUACACCUGCCCUCACUGCAGUUCUGUGGUGAGGUACCUGACUAAUUUACCUUUGACAAUUUAGUCCCAUUUCCUUUGACCGCAUUGCUUGUUUGAAUGUGACGAGAAACGACACACCUGUACAACCCGCCUUGCUAGCGUGUUCUGCUGUGGUAUUAUGUUGUCAGUUUUUCUUAACGUUCAAAAAUCUCUAUAUUAUUCACUGCUCCGAUUUACUUGCUGCAUUUAAGGCUAGGGGCUCGUGAGAUAUAACUCGUUAUUUCGUGAGAACAUUACGAUUUACGACAUUGGUGACUCCCGACGUUUACGCAUACUUUAUAGCUUUCUGUCAUACUGGAUAACAUUUAACGUACUAUUUGCUUGUGAAUAUCUAUUCCAUUUACAUUUACUUUCCUCACGAAUUCUGAUAUUUUGACAUCUCUGUCAUAUUAUGUCUCACUCCGAUCAAAAACUUGAUGCCCCCGCCCAGUCCCUUCAUGCAAUCAAUUUUACUUUGCCUGAAUUAUGGCAACACGCUCCAGAACUUUACUUCAUCCGCAUAGAAUCAGUCUUUUAUUCUGCCAACGUUACAAAGGAGCUAGCAAAAUACCACAAACUCGUGGAGGUCCGCCCGCUAGUGUCAUCUCUCAAGUUCAGUCCUUGCUAGCUAAUCCUCCUGCAGAUGCUCCCUACUCCGCGUUAAAGGCAGAAAUCCUCCGACUUAAUUCUGUGUCUGACCGACAGAGGUAUCACCAGUUAAUAAAGGAGGAGUCACUGGGUGACCGGAAGCCCUCAGAGCUUCUACGUCGGAUGCGUUGUCUCCUUGGAGACAUGCAAGUUGAUGAUAAAUUUGUCAAGGAGAUGUUCCUGGAGCGCCUGCCCACAGAUGUUCAAACGAUCCUGGCGUCCGGCUCUCAGGAUCUCACAGUGUCACAGUUGGCUGAGAUGGCGGAUCGAAUGAUAGAGGUGAAACGAUUCCAGUCACCUUCCGUUGCCCAGAUCUCCUCCUCAUCGUCAGUGAAUGAGCAUUUACUAAAACAGGUGUCGGCCAUGGUAGAUGAGAUGGCCUCUCUUAAAAUACAGCUCGCCCGCCUAACUUCCAGUCGCUCACGCAGUCGUCGUCGUUCUCGUUCGCGACCUCAGACUGCUGAUACUUGCUGGUACCACACUAAUUUCGGCGUAAAGGCCCGUCGCUGUUCCUCACCUUGCUCUUUUAAGCCAAAACAGGGAAACCAGUCAGCCAGAGAAUAG
Molecule: messenger RNA, 1328 nt
Organism: Spirometra erinaceieuropaei
Lineage: Eukaryota; Metazoa; Platyhelminthes; Cestoda; Diphyllobothriidea; Diphyllobothriidae
Source: the annotation of a GenBank genome assembly